This is a messenger RNA of Lepisosteus oculatus (spotted gar), 398 nucleotides long. Lineage: Eukaryota; Metazoa; Chordata; Actinopteri; Semionotiformes; Lepisosteidae. The record is from RefSeq and is a predicted model, not a curated record.
AUGGAGAAGAGUGUGUUUCUCAUCCUGCUGUUCUCAGAUGAAACAGUCAAUGCACUGACAUACAUUCUGAUCCGGGAACAAAGAAGCUGGCCACAGGCUCAGAGAUUCUGUAGAGAAAGGCACACAGAUCUGGUCAGUGUGAGGAGCCAGAGGGAGAAUGAGAAGAUCAAAAAUACGGCAAAGGGCAAUGAAGUAUGGAUCGGCCUCUACAGGGGGAACUGGAAAUGGUCAGACCAGGAGAGCUUUUCAUUCCAGAACUGGAACGCAGGGGAACCAAACAACUUUGAUGGAAUUCAGAGCUGUGGUGCUGUGUACUUACAGGACAGAUACACAGGGUUUAGACUGGCAAAUGGCUCGAACCCCUGCUCUGGCCGAGUGGAGUUGGAGUACGACAGCAA